This is a messenger RNA of Ooceraea biroi (clonal raider ant), 824 nucleotides long. RefSeq names its product mitochondrial import inner membrane translocase subunit Tim22. Gene Ontology annotation, biological process: protein insertion into mitochondrial inner membrane. Gene Ontology annotation, molecular function: transmembrane protein transporter activity. Lineage: Eukaryota; Metazoa; Arthropoda; Insecta; Hymenoptera; Formicidae. The record is from RefSeq and is a predicted model, not a curated record. Gene Ontology annotation, cellular component: TIM22 mitochondrial import inner membrane insertion complex.
CUGCGUAUCGUUUUCUUUAAUUUUCCCGGUGAAUGGUUAGUAAACACAUGGCUUGUAAGGUUACUUUUGUACGGUUUUGUUCUGUACUUCACGGAUUUAAUGUUAUUGCAUAUGAAUUUAAAUUUGUUCAACGUGCUCCAAUGAGUUUCCUAACCAAUAAACGUCUCGAGCGUUGCAAGGAAAUGUGUGAAGCGGAACGUAUUUCUGUGUAAAUUAAAUUGCAAAAGUGAUAUUGAAACAUGUAUCCUGUCGAUUUGACGAACGCGGUUACACGGCCAGCCGCUGGCGAGAGUAAAAAGGUGUUUUUGGACGACGCCGAGUUGGACAAGAUCGCUAUGUUUCUCGUCGACCAGAAACGCUUUCGAGAAAAUAUUAUAAUUCCCACAUUGCUGGGACCAGUAAAAAUAAAGACCAACGAGGAGAAGAGAAUAGAAAGUGUGAUGGAAAGUUGCGCAUUCAAAAGCUUCAUGAGUUGUGUUCUUGGAUAUGGUUUAGGAGCGGCUAUUGGAUUAUUCUCUUCUAGCGUAAAUCCUAAUCUGACGAGCGUCGAGAAGCAGCAAAGCGCACGGGAAAUAUUAAGAGAGAUGAAGACCACGACGCUCGGCUACGCGAAAAAUUUUGCUGUUAUCGGAUGUCUAUUUUCUGGCAUUGAAUGUGCAAUCGAAUCGUAUAGGGGUAAAACUGACUGGAAAAACGGCACGUACGCGGGUGGUGUGACGGGUGGACUAAUUGGCUUAAGAGCCGGUGUAAAAGCAGGUGUAGUCGGUGCUGCGGGUUUUGCGGCAUUCUCAACGGCGAUAGACUAUUACAUGCAUAGGUCUUAA